This is a messenger RNA of Penicillium robsamsonii, 1470 nucleotides long. RefSeq lists its product as uncharacterized. The record is from RefSeq and is a predicted model, not a curated record. Bases 1 to 1470 code for a protein of 489 amino acids. The transcript has 2 exons. Lineage: Eukaryota; Fungi; Ascomycota; Eurotiomycetes; Eurotiales; Aspergillaceae.
AUGGCGGAAAGUGUGGUUCAUGAUAUUUUGGAUCAGCUGAAAAGCCUCACAGCGCAAUCUUCGGCUGAUCGGGAUGUUGAGGUGGCUCAGCCCACUCCUCAGGACUAUGUUCUCAAUGCACCGGAAGAGAUCGACGCGCGUGUCUCAACACCCACCCUGUCUGAUAUGACAGAUAUCGACGAGGCACUUCUAGAUACCAUGGAUUCAGCUCAUGUGUCCCAGUCGGUCUACCCAGUGACUCAUUUCAUUAGUCCUACUGCUCCGCGGGUCAGUUACCACGUCUCCACGUCUGGCGAAGUAAUCAUCACGGAAGAAGCCCAAGCUGCUGGCUUGUCGCCAAAGUUAAAAACCACGCCCACCACCGCUACCAAACAACUUCCUUCCUUGGCAGUGGAGCGCAUCAUCGGCCCAAAGCAACCAAUCCCGGGCCGUAUCCUCGAGCUUCUCGAGGAAUGGCACGAGGACGCUCCAUAUACCGAACAUCCGGCCGCUUUGGCUGGCCGUGCGCCAUCUACGUGGAAGAAUUUCCAGGUUUUCAAUGACGAUGGCGAUGAGUCUGACCUAUCCAUUUUUCAAAUCUCACUGAAAGGCCAGGCCCGUCGCAACUUAACUUACCGAAUUAUGAUCCUCCAUGCACAGAGCGGGCCCGAAGAGCUCGUAGUCUAUGGAAAUCCUCGCCCCAAGCUCAAGGGACCCUUGACCAAGGGUGCCAGGGGGAUGUACCUGGUUGACUGGCUCGAAAUCAAGAAAAAGGGAGAGGUGCAGGCAUGUGGGCUCAAACUGUGGAGAACCGAUGAGGAGAACAUUAGGUUCAGUCCACACAUGUUUGAUGAUGGGCGGAAGUGCACUCGGUUUCCUGGACCGAACGACAUUUUCAGCACCCGUGUCUCAAAUUCAACCCCGAAGAAGCCGAGUGAGUCAACUGAGGAUAUCAAGGAGGCCGGAUCCAACGCAUCUGAGCCGCCUUCUACCCCCUCGAGGUCUAGGCGCCAAAUCUCGACUAGCAUCAAAGUCGAGAGCGGAGACGAAAACAGAACUCCAGUUACCUCACGCCCGUCAUGGGAAAGGGAUAUCUGGACGGGUUCAGCUUCCAAAAAUCACGAUCGAUUUUAUACACUUGGAAGUUCCUGGAGACCCUCUCAAAAGAGGCGCCGCAGCACGUUGGGCUCUAAUGACGAAGUCUCUGCGGAGAUAUUUGUCCGCUACAAACUCAUGUCCGACGUGUCUGAUCAGGUGCGCAUUUUCAAGACUGGCGAUGCCAAGAUCAUCUUCCAAAAGGCCCGGGAGUUUUACAAAGACCUGGAUAACUGGACGGGACUACUGUGCACUGUUUCCGGUGUCCAGGGAGUUCGUUACGUGGGGGAAGGGUGUGUGGAUGAGUUUGAUAUCCUCCAGGAGGAUAUUCGGAAGUCUUCUGGCCCUUGUGGUGAAGACCGCGUGGUGGAGGUGAAGCCCGCCAUGGGCUUCUAG